This is a messenger RNA of Penaeus monodon (black tiger shrimp), 2616 nucleotides long. RefSeq lists its product as uncharacterized. Lineage: Eukaryota; Metazoa; Arthropoda; Malacostraca; Decapoda; Penaeidae. Bases 226 to 819 code for a protein of 197 amino acids. The record is from RefSeq and is a predicted model, not a curated record. The transcript is spliced from 5 exons.
UUGCUGGGCGGGCAACCGAUUACCAGGAGGCCACUAGCCACGUGGGCAGGUGCGCAAGUUCGUGUGCCCCAGUACGUGCCCUUGGAGAGAACGUAGUCUCAGUGCGACUACGAGUGCAGGACCACGCCACGCUCUAUUCGCUCAAGUGUCAGGGUACUCGCAGUUCUACAGUACAUACCGUCCAAAAAGACACCGCACGCGGCUUUCUCGGUACAGGGGAUCAAUAUGGAACAGGUGGUGCACAAGCGUGAAGGGCGGCUGGUGAUCCUGAAGGGGGUCGAGGUCGGUGCCACAGAUGUGUAUCGGUGCGAGAUGGUGGCAGAGGGACCCCCGUUCCACACUCUGCAACGCUCUGCCAACAUGACUGUCGUGGUGGUGCCCGACGAGCCCCCAGUCAUCACCGGCAGCCAGGAGUACUACCACCUGCACGACCAAGUCACCCUCAACUGCACGGCGCCCCUCGCGCAGCCCGGAGCCACGCUCAAGUGGUACCUCAACGACAGGGAGGCACUACUGGAGAGCGUGCGGAUAGUGGACCGCGAGACGAACCCGGCAGGGCUCGAGCGCAUCACGACGCGCCUCAGCCUGUACGUGACCCAGGACCACUUCCAGAACGCCGCCAUGUCCAUCAGGUGCGUGGCAAGCCUGGCCAACCUGUACCUGCAGUCGGCGCAAGUUAUCAUCAGGGAGCCCUCCAAUACGUGGCUUGCCAAGAGCAAUUUGUACCACACUUCAGGUGCAGAAAUACCAAGGUCGAACCACCUGCUAGCGUCCCUUUAUAGCGUCGUUUUGCUGAUCGUGUUUUUCCUUCGCAUGUAGUUAGCGCUGCUUCGUCGUGUUGCUAGCACCUCUGAGAGCCAUGCAAGGGCUCACAGGCCACACAACAGGAGGCACCACUAACUAACCUACGACGUAGGACACUCGUAUCAGCACAUGUGACACGUUCUCUAUAGGCACGACAGCACGAGCUACCACCGUCAACUCUUUUUGAAGGCCCCAGCUAGGGCACAGAGGGGAGGCAGUGCCACAUCAUCUGCUGUCAUCAGGUGUAAAUCUCACCCUCGACCGACACACACAAAGCAGAUGUCUUCCCACGUUCCCUUAUUUUGAGACACAGCUUCUGCUACUGGAUCCGUCACACCUUAAGCGCGUAUGAAUUUAUAUUUUCACCUCAGACGUGUAAAUAUAUAUCAAGAUUCUCAUGUCAUCAGGCUCUCAUCUUUAACCCCAGAGGAAUAUUAUACUUGCAAUUCCUUCUCUUGUGAUAUUUCUGAUGACUUGCUGAAGUGUGGGUGUCAGAAAAAGAAUGACUCUGUCGGCGCCUUCUGCUAGUGCUUUGGCCAAGGACUAUAUAUCGACUUCAGAAACUUCUACAUUCAUUAAAGCUCAUUGUUAGCAUACCGCACGUAUGUGAAACGGAAAGGGUAGCCUUUACAUAAAACUCAAAGGUAUAUCAGCUUCUCUAUAUGUUUUUAGACGCAGUGUGGAGUACUUUUGUGUUGAUACACAUAUAUUUGUUUUCGUCGGCGAAACUAAAUCAGUGUUCAGAAUCAUUAUGAUAGCCUAUACUCUAAUGACGGAACUAUGUGUUCUUUUCUCACGCAGUAAAGGUAUUGUGAGAUGACCGCCGCACUGUGCGUGGAAAAGUUCUAACACUUUUUGAUGAAAAUGUUUUUUGGAGGAACUCUGGCUUGGAUCAUAAUAUUUUUUCUUUAAUCGGAAAAAAAUGUACUUUCGGCAUACAGAUCUCCGUUUGUUUUGUAUCAGUGGCAAGAAGUAGAAAUUCAUUAAUCUUCGCCACUACAUAAUUUGGAAGUGGAAAGUACGUUGACCUUCUCAUGAAAAGAAAAGAAAGAACACUGGAAAACAUAAUUUCGCAAUAUAUAUGUCAUUCAAGGUUGUCUUCUGAUGUCAUCGUAAGCACUGAAAAUCAAGACAUGUUGAAUCGAAGAGGAUUACAUCAUUACUGAAUCACCUGCCGUUUAUCUUAAGAGCAAGAUCCACCUAUGUACAUCUACACGCACACAUGCACACAUGCACACACACACACACACACACACACACACACACACACACACACACACACACACACACACACACACACACACACACACACACACACACAUACACACACACACGCACGCACACGUAUAUCCGCGCAAACAUACACACCUACGUAUUUACAUAGAGAAAUAUAUUUAGAGACAUACAUAUAGUUCUUUGUUUUUUAAUCAGCAAUAAACAUGUGUGCCGAUUCUUUUCUUUGGACUUUUAUUUCGAAGAUUAAUUAAUUCUCCCAAACGUGAUCCUUGCGGUGUGGUAAAUUCUGUAUAUCGUCGGACGAUGUGCCUUUUCAGAAUUUUUUUGAAAAGGCAAAUGUAAAUUGCAAUUUGCUUUUUUUCCCUUUCUUUCAAGGUUGUUCCUUCUUUCUUAUCAAUUCCGUACCUUAACAUAUAACAGGACCUGCAGGCCAUCAAAGUAGGUCAUACCCGCCCGACGAUAUAUCGAACCCCUUCCAAAUGUGGUCGAAUACCUACAUUUGGUUGCAAAGAUUGUAUUACGAAGAUCAGAAAUGUAAGCUUAUCCAGAGGACAAACAGUUAUUAUCUAAUGUAUG